GGGCAGACAGCAUUUGAUGUGGCAGAUGAAGAUAUUCUGGGCUAUUUAGAAGAAUUACAAAAGAAGCAGAAUCUGCUUCACAGUGAAAAACGAGAAAAGAAAUCUCCCCUAAUUGAAUCCACAGCCAACAUGGAUAAUAAUCAGACACAGAAAACAUUCAAAAAUAAGGAGACAUUGAUUAUGGAGCAAGAAAAGAAUGCAUCUAGUAUAGAGUCUUUGGAGCAAGAAAAAGCAGAUGAGGAAGAAGAGGGAAAGAAGGAUGAAUCCAGUUGUUCUAGUGAAGAGGAAGAAGAUGAUGACUCAGAAUCUGAAGCAGAGACAGAUAAAACCAAAACCUUGGCAGCUGUAACUAAUAAUGCAAAUAACACAAAUACACAAUCAGCAUCGGUAGCUGUGACAGCACCUUCAGUAGCCGGUGGCCAAGGGGCACCUACAUCACCUGUUAAGAAGUUCCCAACAUCUACGACCAAGGUUUCUCCCAAAGAAGAAGAGAGGAAAGAUGAAUCUCCUGCUUCAUGGAGGUUAGGUCUUAGAAAAACUGGUAGUUAUGGUGCACUUGCAGAGAUUACUGCUUCCAAAGAAGCACAGAAAGAAAAGGACUCUGCAGGUGUUAUGCGUUCUGCUUCAAGUCCUAGACUUUCCUCUUCACUGGACAACAAAGAAAAGGAGAAAGAUGGGAAAGGAACUAGACUUGCCUAUGUUGCACCUACAAUACCAAGACGACUGGCCAGUACCUCUGACAUUGAUGAAAAAGAAAACAGGGACUCGUCUGCUAGCUCAAUACGUGGUGGCAGUUCCUACACCAGGAGAAAAUGGGAGGAAGAUGUCAAGAAAAACAGUUUGAAUGAAGGCCCUACAUCGUUAAACACAAGUUAUCAAAGAAGUGGCUCCUUUGGUAGAAGACAAGAUGAUUUGAUUAGUUCUAAUGUUCCAAGUACUGCAUCAACAGUUACCUCUUCUGCUGGUCUUCAGAAAACACUGCCUGCCAGCACAAACACUACUACAAAGAGUACAACGGGUUCUACUUCAGCGGGUGUACAGAGCAGUACCUCAAAUCGUUUGUGGGCUGAGGAUAGUACUGAGAAAGAAAAGGACAGUGUUCCUACAGCAGUGACCGUUCCUGUUGCACCAUCUGUUGUAAAUGCUACAGCCACUACCACAGCCAUGACUACAGCUACUUCUGGCACUGUGUCCUCAACAUCAGAGGUCAGGGAGAGACGGAGAUCAUACCUCACUCCAGUACGAGAUGAAGAGUCAGAGUCCCAAAGAAAAGCUAGAUCCAGGCAAGCAAGACAGUCUAGAAGAUCUACACAGGGUGUAACGCUGACAGAUCUUCAAGAAGCUGAAAAAACUAUAGGAAGAAGUCGUCCCACGCGAACCAGAGAACAGGAAAAUGAAGAAAAAGAAAAAGAAGAGAAAGAAAAGCAAGACAAAGAAAAGCAAGAGGAAAAGAAAGAAUCUGAAACUAAAGAUGAUGAUUAUAGACAAAGAUAUUCCCGAACUGUUGAAGAGCCCUAUCAUCGCUACAGACCAACUUCGACUUCAACUUCUUCAUCAUCCACCUCUUCGCUGUCCACCUCUGCUAGCUCUCUUUCAGCUUCAAGUCAGCUAAACAGACCAAACAGCCUUAUAGGUAUAACUUCGGCCUAUUCUCGGAGCGGAACAAAGGAAAGUGAGAGAGAAGGGGGCAAAAAAGAGGAAGAAAAGGAAGAAGAUAAGUCACAGCCUAAGUCUAUAAGGGAAAGGCGGCGACCAAGAGAAAAACGACGAUCUACAGGAGUUUCUUUUUGGACUCAAGACAGUGAUGAAAAUGAACAGGAACAUCAAUCUGAUUCAGAAGAAGGAACAAAUAAGAAGGAAACUCAGAGCGAUAGCCUUUCAAGGUAUGAUACGGGAUCCCUCGGCAUGUCUUCGGGUGAUCGUUAUGAUUCAGCACAGGGGCGAUCGGGCUCACAGAGCUACCUUGAAGAUCGAAAACCGUACUGCAGUAGACUAGAAAAAGAAGAUAGCACUGAUUUUAAGAAGCUUUAUGAACAGAUUCUAGCUGAAAAUGAAAAACUGAAAGCACAGUUACAUGAUACCAACAUGGAACUUACAGAUCUUAAGCUACAGUUGGAGAAGACCACUCAGAGACAAGAAAGAUUUGCUGACAGAUCACUCUUGGAAAUGGAGAAAAGGGAAAGAAGAGCUCUAGAAAGAAGGAUAUCUGAAAUGGAAGAGGAACUAAAAAUGCUACCAGACCUGAAGGCAGACAACCAGAGGCUAAAAGACGAAAACGGGGCCUUGAUCAGAGUUAUAAGCAAACUUUCCAAAUAAAGGGUUUACUACAGCAGCAGAUAACGGUAUUGCACAUCACGAGUAACUCCAGUGGACCAUAGCGUGGCAGUCACUGGAAGUGUGGGAAGAUCCCUUGGAGACUGUCAUUUUCAGAUAUCCUGCCAAACGCCCUCUUACCUGUGUGUUUUUUUGUAUCAAGAUCAUUGUUUCUGUUAAAAUGCAGCUGCUGAGAAGAUAAAAUGACUGAGAAACCUUGUUUACAGCUACAGCAUAAUAAGGAAAGUGUUCAAGGCCAGAUACGCCUCAGAUAUUUAACCAGUAAGCCUUAGUUGUACAUAAACACUUUUACAUCAACAAAAGCUUUCAGCUCUCACAGAAGACAGUUACUCAAUAACGUUUUUGUUGUGCCACAAUUCCUAGGUUUUUUUCUAUACUCAGUUUUUCUUUAAAUCUUAAGUUUGGAGGUUGUUUGUUUUUGUUGGGUUUUUUUCCCUUCUAAUUAUUCAUGUACCAGAUUUUCUUGUACAGUUUUCACAGCUUUACCAUUUGCAGAGACCACACACCCUUUUAAAUUACAUGUUUGUGUAGCUACCUAGAGUUGUAUCGUCCAGCCACCUGGAACAGAGCUGUCUGGUGGAACAUUUGCUUUCACUGUUUGUGCAAUAUGCAUUUAUUUCCUAUACAAAAUGCUUUAAAAGUCAGUUGAAACUAGAAAUAUUUUAAGAGUCCUGUUUUCUGCCUUUAUUGGUCACUUUAAAAAAAAAAAAAAAAGCGUUUGUAGUGAAAGAUGUUAGAUCCUGUAUCCGUCACAUUCAUUUGAGCAGGUACUGAGUGAUGCUGUAUAUAUAAAUGUGGUUUGGUUCUUCAGACCACCACGUGGCAUGCUUGAAUAUAUUUCCCUACUGCAAAUGUCUGUUAAUGCAAAUUAGGCUACUCCAGAAUAGCGUGUUUAACAAAAUCCAUUAAUUUUUAUGGCAUAAAGAAUUUAGGCGUUGUACAUUGUAUGGAGCCCUAUCUCUACAAAAGGUCUAAACUAUAUGAAAUCCUUUAUUAUCUUUUCCUCCCAUGUUUUUUUUUUUUUAUUUGAUAGUGUUCACCAUAAUAAAAAGUUGCAUAAAUAUAACUGCUUCACUACAUUUCACAUACCCGUAUUUAUCUGAGUGCUGUCCAAAACUGUUGUGCUAGCCAAAGUAACGUACUAAACCCUUCGACAGACACAGCCCGUUACGCUCGCAGUGAUGUUUGUGUGCACUGUUGUCGCCGUGCGAGAAGGUGUCCGAUUUGAUAACACCCGUCACGUCAGACCAUUUUAUACAUUUCAGUGGCCUUUAAAAACAAAGAAAGUACUUCAGUGAAAAUGGCUUUUAAAACAGCUUUUGUAUUUUCACGAAACCAUUCAGACGACGACAUCCUGUUGGCACAUAGCUCAUUGCCCCAGACCACUGAGCGGCUCAGCCGUUGAGACAAAUUGUACAUUGCAAAGCCUGCGGUAGCUCUUGUAUUAUGGAUUAUAUUGUAUACGAUAUUAAAUGUGAAUUUGUACCCCUUCAUUGAAAAAGGUCAUUGUGUUCUACUGCCUACGGGGGGCGGGGUUAGUUUUACGGGGGCGGGGCGUGCUUUGGUGAGCAAGACGCGAUGUCCUCUCGCUGUUGAUUGGUUUUUUGAAGAUGUAAGGUUAUGCUCUUACUACCAAGCUCAGGAUUCUUGAUUUUAAAGGUACACGGAUAGUUUGAGGUAUCUUACUGCAGUUGAGCUGUAUGAGAGGUGGGUCUGAACCACAGGGACUUCCGUUGUCUCACGCGGACGUAAAACACAGAAGCGGAUGGCUGCAACGCGUUGAGUUCUGUUACAAGACAGUUAGGCGUAUCCUGGAUUAUAUUUGGUAAAGUUUGGGUGCCUGUGAAUGAUUAAAUACGUGUUUCUAAUAUUUUAGUGUUUUAUAUUUAGGUUAUUUAUUCUUUAUAUCUAAAAAAUGAAUGGCUACUGUGCUAUAUUGAUUUUAUUGGUAGUACUGAGCAGACCUUGUAUCUGCAUGAAACUAGUUGCGAAACCCACUAUUUUGGAAAAAAAAAAAAUUGUAUUUUGACAUAUACAAAUAAAAUGGAUACAAACUA
Eurypyga helias (sunbittern) is the source of this 4391-nucleotide messenger RNA. RefSeq names its product protein phosphatase 1, regulatory subunit 12A (gene PPP1R12A). The annotation marks the transcript as partial. The transcript is spliced from 20 exons. Gene Ontology annotation, molecular function: protein kinase binding; enzyme inhibitor activity; phosphatase regulator activity. Gene Ontology annotation, cellular component: Z disc; cytoplasm; A band. Gene Ontology annotation, biological process: signal transduction. Lineage: Eukaryota; Metazoa; Chordata; Aves; Eurypygiformes; Eurypygidae. The record is from RefSeq and is a predicted model, not a curated record.